UUAGAACCAGUCUGCAGAGUCAUGGGGGAAGCCGGAGCGUCUCCUACACCCGAGGAGAAACAGGCAGAUUCGGAGGUUAACACGGCUGAAGAGUCGGUCUCAUGGAGUCAGGAGGUCGAAGUGUGCCUUUUUCAUGCCAUGCUCGGACACAAGCCAGUAGGCGUUAAUCGCCAUUUUCACAUGAUAUGCAUUCGAGAUAAAUUCAGCCAAAAUAUUGGAAGACAAGUGUCCUCAAAAGUAAUCUGGGAUCACCUCACCACCAUGUACGACAUGCAAGCUCUGCAUGAAUCUGAAAUAUUGCCUUUCCCGAACUCCGAAAAGGCUUUUGUUCUGCCAGAAGAAAUAAUUCAAGAAGUGAAAGAAGGGAAACUGGGGCUGGACGAGGACUCAAAAGAGGGAAUCAAGGAGGAGGGAGACUUGUCCACGUCACAUGAAGAAGGUCAGGGUUCCAGUUUGGCUGGCCAGGAAUUUGAGAGGUACAGACAGAAGAGCUCUUUCACUGUCCAGUGCUCCAACAUGACCCCAGUAGAGACCAGCUCAUGAGCAGUGACCUUUGUGUGAGAUGGCAGAGUGCACACAUGGUGCAUUAUGCGUGGUGCAUCAUUUUUCCUCUUUUUCUAACCAGGACUGUUAACAUUGUGGGUUUUUUCCCUCUAUUCGCUGCAGUGGAAUUUGAAAAUGAAAAGCAUUUUGUGUGGACUCACAAUGGUAUUACCUGUGUAAGAACAUUACUCUGUGGUGUCUACCUCAGGUGACCUGUUUUCACCCAGUGGACGAGUAUUUUAAACAAAUGGGUGUGGGUCAGUAUGAAAAGGAUACAAAGCAGUCUUGUUCUUUUUUUGUUGUACGUUUUUUUUAUGGAAUGACUCAUGUUGCUCUUCUCAUUUUUCCCCUUUUACAUGAAUUUAAAGAGGUGGUGUGCAACCAGAAGAAUUGGCACACAUUUUAUUUAACAGAUGCUUCUUCUGUUACACAGGGUUGGUUAGUAACUGAAAGCCCAUUUGUGCUUGCAGCUGCAAUCACUCCCUCUGCUACAUUUCCCCAGCUCUGUAUGGGAUCUAAUCCCCUCUCCUUAGGCAAGGGUAGCUGUGGUUUAAGAAACUGGGUUUGUAUCCAGUAGGUUACAGGUUUGGUCAUCUGUCAGGUCACUGCUUUCAUACCCCUGAAUACGGUACAGUACCACUGCUGCAUCAGUAAUUAUCCUAUUGUGUAAGUGGAUGUAUAAAACUUAGCUGUGCAUGUCACCCUGGAUGAAGGCACCUGCUAAGGAAAGGAAUAAUGUAAUUGAUUACAUUAGACACUGGUUUUGUAUGGAAAAUAAAAAUCGUCAAAAUCCGGCCCCUUCUGUGCUGUCUGUAUCAGGUUAUUAACCUCUAAAGCUUGUGACCAUCUUGCAUCUGGGGGAUGUUUCCCAGGGCCUGGUUGUAUUCAGUCCUGCGGCUGAAUCACAACAGUAGACUAAGGAGACUAAGUGGAAACUGCUGCGGCAUCAUAUGACUGUAGAAGGUGUCAAAAUCAAGGCUAUAUGACUUUGUAUAUAAUUCUACACUGGUGGCCGGCUGCCCAACCCUUUCUGUCUAGCUUGUGCACUG
Messenger RNA from Megalops cyprinoides (Indo-Pacific tarpon), 1592 nucleotides. Its product is annotated as MRG/MORF4L-binding protein-like. Gene Ontology annotation, cellular component: nucleus; NuA4 histone acetyltransferase complex. The coding region runs from base 22 to 543 and encodes 173 amino acids. Gene Ontology annotation, biological process: regulation of transcription by RNA polymerase II. The transcript is spliced from 5 exons. The record is from RefSeq and is a predicted model, not a curated record. NCBI's taxonomy places the organism in Eukaryota, Metazoa, Chordata, Actinopteri, Elopiformes, Megalopidae.